CCAUACAUUGUCUUUCCUAUUACCUGAAGAAUCAUAGAACCUCAACCUGCUCCAACAAUAUUAGGUAGCAUUCUCUGUUAAUGUCUUUCAAUUUUUUACCUUUUUUUUCUCUUCUUCACAUGCCAUGCCAAACCAAAUCUCAACAAACUGUCUUUGACUUCCUUUUUUAUGUUUUUCUGAAGUAAAUUUCACAUCUUAAACUGAACAGAGUAACUGAGAGCUCAGUUGGAUGGAGAGGCAGAGAAGUUUUUCCUUCAAAUCUACAAGAUUCCUGGUCUUUUCUUUUACGCUCUCAUCUUCUAUAAUCUUUCUUACAAUUUUCACUGUCUGGCUAUUCAAAUCUAGCCCUUCGAUUCUUCAAGAAGCACAAUUUGAGUUCAAUAGAAGCUCUUUUGUUGUGGGUCACAAAAACGUUUCUGUACAAACCUUUCCCGGCUUGGCUAGAAAUUUCUCACCAAGUGGCUUGCAAAAUUCAAUUUUGAUAGAUACCCAUUUCGCGAUGCCUGAAAAUACUUCUGGGUUUGCUAGCAUUCCCAUUGGAAGAGACAAAGACGAAUAUGAAAAGCUAAAUGAUGAAAGAGACAAAAAUGGUGGAAAUGGUAAUUUUACUAUUGUGCAAGAGAGUGCACCAAUACCAGAAAUUUCUUCCGGGAAAAGUGAAGUCAUAAGUGGUGAAAAGAUCGAAGAGAAGAAAAUAGAAGCAAUUUCAACAGGAAAAAGUAAAGUUUCAAGGAGUGCAAAGAGUGCAGAGCAGACUAAAGCAAUUUCAUUUGAAAAUAGUAAAGCUACAAGUGAAGGAGAUACUCGAGAAAAGAAGAACAGAAAGGGUUCAGUCGAGAGUAUUGGUGUUUCAAGUAGAGGUAAGGUUAAACAGAGGAGUACAAGAGAAUGCGACAUUGCAAAAGGGAGGUGGGUCUAUGAUGAGCGCUAUCCUCUAUACAUGAAUAGUUCAUGUCCUUUCAUAGAUGAAGGGUUUGAUUGUGUAGGCAAUGGGAGAUUGGAUAAAGAUUAUAUGAAGUGGAGAUGGCAACCUCAAGAUUGUGACAUCCCAAGGUUCAAUGCAACCAGAAUGUUGGAUCUAAUCAGAGGGAAAAGACUGGUUUUUGUUGGUGAUUCAAUUAACAGGAAUCAAUGGGAAUCCAUGCUUUGUAUGUUAAUGGCAGGUGUUAAGGAUCCUAAGAUGGUGUAUGAGACCCAUGGAAGGAAAAUCACCAAGGAGAAAGGCAACUAUAGUUUCAAAUUUGUGGAUUACAAGUGUACUGUUGAGUACUAUGUAUCACAUUUCUUGGUUCAUGAGAGCAAAGCAAGAGUAGGGCAGAAGAGGGUGCAGACCUUGCGAAUUGACGCCAUUGAUCAUGGAUCAUCGAGAUGGAGAGGAGCUGAUAUUCUGAUCUUCAACACUGCCCAUUGGUGGUCUCAUUUCAAAACAAAAGCUGGGAUCAACUAUUACCAGGAAGGGAGCAUAGUUCAUCCCAAGCUCGAUGUUUCCACAGCUUUCAGAAGAGCUUUAAUGACUUGGGCAUCAUGGGUUGAUAGACACAUCAAUCCAAGAAAGACUCAAGUUUUCUUUCGAAGUUCUGCACCUUCCCAUUUCAGGGGUGGGCAAUGGAAUUCAGGUGGACAUUGUGAGGAAGCAAGGCAACCCUUAAAUGACACUUCUCAUAUGGGCUUCUCUGAGAAGAAUAUGAUCACAGAAGAUAUCAUCAAGCACAUGAGAACUCCAGUUACUUUGUUGAAUAUUACUAGUUUAUCAGAAUUUCGGAUAGAUGGUCAUCCGUCCAUGUACGGGAAAAUAUCUGCAAAGCGCAGAGGUUCAAAUGGACAAGAUUGCAGCCAUUGGUGUCUUCCUGGCGUUCCUGAUACAUGGAAUGAAUUUUUGUAUUUUCACUUGCAAAGCAAACAGGGAGGCAGUUUUCAAUAACAUUUGUUUACGUUUUUUAUAUUCUUUUGACCAUUUUCCGCCUCUCAAAUCUUGUAGGUGGCAAUGUAAGUAAAAUUCAAUAUGCUGUCGUCAAAUGAAAAAUUUUUUUCCCUCGCUUUCUUGUUUGUUA
Jatropha curcas is the source of this 2051-nucleotide messenger RNA. RefSeq names its product TRICHOME BIREFRINGENCE-LIKE 6 (gene TBL6). Gene Ontology annotation, molecular function: O-acetyltransferase activity. NCBI's taxonomy places the organism in Eukaryota, Viridiplantae, Streptophyta, Magnoliopsida, Malpighiales, Euphorbiaceae. The record is from RefSeq and is a predicted model, not a curated record. Gene Ontology annotation, cellular component: Golgi apparatus.